Messenger RNA from Spinacia oleracea (spinach), 1786 nucleotides. RefSeq lists its product as uncharacterized. Gene Ontology annotation, molecular function: GTPase activity; GTP binding. NCBI's taxonomy places the organism in Eukaryota, Viridiplantae, Streptophyta, Magnoliopsida, Caryophyllales, Amaranthaceae. The record is from RefSeq and is a predicted model, not a curated record. The transcript has 6 exons. The coding region runs from base 256 to 1425 and encodes 389 amino acids.
AAUGUGACCAUGAGGUUAGUUUUUUACGGACCAACUUAAAAUUGGUACGAGAACUCAAAGCUUUGAACAUCCUGAAUUUGUUGACCUGGGGUUGCCCGAACUCCCCCUUCUUGCUCAACUAAAAAGUGACACCAUUGAUCUUCGAGCUCCUCAUACAAUCUUCCAAUCAAUGCUGAAGAUUCCCAGGUAGCAACUAUUUCCAGUAAUCCUCAAACAAAAGGCAAAAUCAAAAGUUCAAUUUGGAGGAGAGAGAAAAUGGAACAACAUACUGAAAAUGAAGCAAUUCAGAAAAGGCCUGCUAUUUUAGUUAUCGGAUCUCCCGGCGUCGGAAAGCGCACUAUUCUAUCCAGACUUUUGUCUGUGGAUUUUGAAGAGGGUUCUGAUACUUCACCUGAAGUACUCAUACAAGGGUGGACAAUUGACACAAAAUAUUAUUCAGCUGAUGUUGCUAUAUGGAUGGCUCAUCUCCAUGAAGGUAUCCCGCCCAGUUCCCUGCCUGAUUUCAAGCAGUUUGCUGCCAUAGUGAUGGUUUUCGACAUGAGUGAGCUAUCUUCUCUUGCUGCACUCAAAAAGUGGGUCUCACAUACUGAUGUUCAGAAAUCUGACAUCUUAUUGUGUAUUGGAAACAAAGUGGAUCUUGUUCCUGGUCACCCAGCUCAUGAUGAAUACAAAAGGCGUUUACAGAGGCUUGCAGAUCCUUUUGCUGGUUCAGAUGUGGAUUCAUUUGAGUAUGGAGUUUUUGAAUCUGAGGGUAGUAGUUUAUUGGGAAAUGAUGAACCAUCUUGUGAUAUCAAGAGCUCAUGCUUUGAAUGGUGUAUGGAGCGUAACAUUGAAUACGUUGAGGCGUGCGCUUCUAAUGCUGAAUUUGACAAAUGUCUAUCCAUUAAUGGUGAUUCGCAAGGAGUCGAACGGCUUCACGGUGCGCUUUCUGCCCACAUGUGGCCUGGGAUGGUUUUGAAAUCUGGAAACAGAAUUCUUGCACCAACUCUACCUGAUAAACAAGAGUCAUCAGAUGAAGAAUCUGAUUAUGAAGCCGAGUAUGAAGUCCUUUCUGGGGGUUCAGCUGAACUAUGGGAUGAUACAGAGGAUAGCUGGGUGUCUGCCAUUCCUCCUAAUACAUCUUCUGACCUAAAAUCUGUUUCGGAUGCUGAAAAGGCAGAGCCAUCAGCUUCAAAGUCUUCUGAAUGUAGAGAAAAGGAUGAGGAUGUGGAAGUUAAAGAGGUUGAGGAUUACGUUAGUGAUGACAUUGAUAAGGGUGCGCAUCUGGAGCUUGAGGAUUUGGAGCAUUUAAUGUCAGAUAUUGCAAAUAUGCGCAGCAACUCAAGGUUGAUGCCUGAUUUUCAGAGGCGAGAGAUGGCUGCUAAGUUGGCAAUGCAAAUGGCUGCUCUGUUUGGAGACUGCAGUGGUGAUGAAGGAGUUGAGUAAUUAAAGCCAACAUUUGGUUGAAAGUACAAAUUUGUCAUCAUCUGAGUGAAUGGAGAUGUAGAGGCACGGGAUCCUCAAUUUAAGCACAUAUUUGAUCACAAGAUCCAAGGAUUAUGUUACCUCGUGUUAACCAACUGGAGAGUCGCCAGAAGACCUGAUGUACUGUUUUUCUUGGUAGAUAAGUAAGCUCCUCUGCCUUUUCUCCUCCUUUUUUUUGUUAAAAUCUUAAGGUUGAGUAUAUACAUAGUAUUUUAGUUUUUAAAUAGUGUCCUACAGAUGGUAAUUUUUUUUUUUCCAACAAAUUUUGUAUGGAGAUUCUUGCUGCAUUAAUGAGUUGAAUUGAAUCUCGAGUUUUAUGAUA